This is a messenger RNA of Cryphonectria parasitica EP155, 4047 nucleotides long. RefSeq lists its product as uncharacterized. Gene Ontology annotation, molecular function: phosphorelay sensor kinase activity. Gene Ontology annotation, biological process: phosphorelay signal transduction system; phosphorylation. The record is from RefSeq and is a predicted model, not a curated record. Lineage: Eukaryota; Fungi; Ascomycota; Sordariomycetes; Diaporthales; Cryphonectriaceae. The transcript is spliced from 3 exons. The annotation marks the transcript as partial.
CUCUCGCCACUGUUCUUCUCGUCCAGCUCACACGCGCGCCGGCCACACAUGACCGGUCGCCCCGUCGGCUUCCCCAGUACAGAGCCCUCCGCGGCGAUGUUGAACCGCCUCCGCGAGGAGCAGAAUGUCGUCCGCACCGUCAAGCUGCCCAAGGGCCCCGCCAGCUCUGCGACUCCUUCGAAGGGCAGCCACGGCCUGAGUACGCCCGGCAGCGUCGCGGAGGACAGCUACUCGUCGUCAAGGAGCGGAGGUGGCAGUAGUGGCGGGGAGAAUCGUCUUUUACCGGCCGAAUUGCGAGGUCUCCAAGGGCUGAGCAUCCUUGACCUGCUCGAGGCGGACGAGAGGCCGUCGUUUAUCAUCGACAUCACAAACCGCGCCAACUUCAUCGCGGACGCGCCGCUGAAGCUGCUGUUCGUAAACGCCUCGCUGAGGGCGUCGCAGAGUGUCUAUGGGCUCAUCUCGCAGAGCGCAGAGAACAACAGCGAGUUCUCAAGGUUCAAGGCCUGGGUUGUCAGCUUUGUCAAGGACAACAGGUCCAUGGACGUGUCUCUCCCUUCUCUCUCCUAUGGCGGCGUCAGCUGGACCUGCUCCACAUUGGCCAACAGAUACCGAUUCGUCAGCGGCAAUGCGUCGGCCGUGUCCAUCACACCCACGUCCCCCGUCCCUCCGGCCAGGGCGAGCACUGUCCUGGACCAACGAGCCAGAGGGCCGACACCCUUGAAGGACACACCAGCCCUAGGCAGAGAUAGGGCCCUCAGCGAGACGGACUACUUUGGGGAUGCUUCGCCUAACCACAGCGACGCGCUCGGGCGUCGCGCCUACUCAGAACCGCGGGACCUAGCGGACUUAAGACCGGAUACGCCACAGGUGCAGACUGAAGAGGUACACAACCCUGAUCCGAGCACUGCGGAUGUCGAUCUCAUACAAACUUUUGACUGGACGAGGAUUGUGGACACCAGUUUACUUUCACCUCAUCUGCAAUUUGCACGAUCAGUAAGAUGGGAAGAUACACCCUUGGGACCGAUCGAGGACUGGCCAGGGGACCUGCGCACCAUGUCGAAUAUGGUCAUGGGGAGCCCGCACCCCGCUGCUAUGUACUGGGGCCCCGAAUACAUCGCCAUCUAUAACGAGGCUUACCUUAGCCUGGCCGGCAAGAAGCACCCGAAGCUCAUGGGCCAGAGCUAUAUCGAGGCCUGGGCCGAGAUCUGGGAUGAAUUGAAGCCCGUCUUCGACGCUGCCUGGCAUGGCGGGCAGGCCACCAUGAAGCACGACGAUAGGCUCUUCAUGUCCCGGAACGGCUUCCUCGAGGAAACCUUUUUCAACUGGUCCAUCGUGCCCAUGGUCGGUGCGGACGGAUCUGUCGUCGCCCUCUACAACCCGGCUUUCGAGAACACCCGGCGAAAGGUUAACGAGCGGAGGAUGUUCACGCUGCGCGAGGUGGGCGAGAGGACAUCCCUUGCGCGGGACGUCCAGCAGUUCUGGAAGCAGGUUGUCAGAGGUCUCGAGUACAACGAGGCCGAUAUCCCGUUCGCCCUGAUAUACGGCAUUGCGGACGAUUCGGACAGCGACAUGUCCUCGAUGCAUUCCGGCAGCGUGACCAAUCCUCCUCGGAUCCAACUCGCAGGAUCUCUUGGUGUGCCUGCUGGCCACUUCUACAGCGAGAUGUCGACCAUCGACUUACGAACGAGUAGCGAUUGCUUUGCGCCCUACAUGAGGAUGUCCAUGUCACAGCCUUCCGUUCCUGUCGUUCUGAGCAAAGAGGACGGGACGCUUCCACAGAGCCUCAUUGAGGGAAUCGAGUGGAGAGGCUUUGGAGACCCCUCCAGGACUGUUGUUGUGUUCCCAGUGCACCCAACAACUGGCGAGGGCGUGGUCGGCUUUAUCGUCUUGGGCGUGAACCCACGGAGGCCGUACAACGACGACUACCGCUUGUUUAUCAAUCUCCUCUCCAGACAGCUGGCAACGUCGAUGGCCUCUGUUGUGUUGUUUGAAGAGGAGAUCAAGCGCGGCCAGCAGGCGGCACGGAUUGCUGCGCUGGAUCGCCAGCAGCUCUCACAGGAACUCCGCCUGCGCACGCAAGAGGCCGUGGAAAGCGAAUACAAGUUUACCCGCAUGGCCGAGUUUGCGCCGGUGGGUAUCUUUAUCACGAAUGCACAGGGCCAUAUCAACUUCUGCAACGACUCGUGGUGGGAAAUUUCGAGGCACCCUCGGGCAAUUGACUCGUUCGACUCGUGGAUGGACAGCAUCCUGCCCGCGGACAGGCCCGCCGUCGAGGAGGCGUGGAGGACGCUGAUCGACGACACGGUGUCCAUCACGCUCGAGUUUCGGUUCAAGGCAACGCGCGAGGCCAACGGGCACCCGAUUGAGACUUGGGCCCUGAUGAGCGCAUACCCGGAACAGGACGCAGCCGGGACGACAAAGGCCAUCUUUGGCUGCAUCACGGACAUCAGUCAGCAGAAGUGGGCAGAGGCAUUUCAAAAGCAGCGGCGGGAAGAGGCCCUCGAGCUCAAGCGCCAGCAGGAAAACUUCAUCGACAUGACCAGCCACGAGAUGCGAAACCCGCUGAGCGCGCUGUGCCAGUGCGCUGACGAGAUCGUCGGCAGCAUCACGGCGUACCGCAGGACGCAGCCCGCCGACAUGCCAGACAGCCUCCGGUCGACACUCGAAUCCUGCUACGAGGCUGCGAAUACCAUCUCGCUGUGUGCCAACCAUCAAAAGAAGAUCAUCAACGACGUGCUGACGCUCUCGAGGCUCGACUCGCGCAUGCUCGAGGUGACGCCUACCAUCACCAAGCCUGUCGAGGUGAUUGAGACCAGCCUCAAGAUGUUCGACGUCGAGCUCGUGUCCAACAACAUCAAGGCCGAGUUCCGCAUCGACCAGUCCUACUACGACAUGGGCAUCACCCUUGCCAGGCUCGAUCCGGCACGUUUGCAGCAGGUCCUCAUCAACCUCCUGACCAACGCCAUCAAGUUCACCCAGAAGCAGGAACAACGCUCCAUCAUCGUCACCCUGGGCGCUUCCCGGGACGUCUCCCAGGCACAGGUAGCCGGGAUUGAGUUCUUCCAGGGCGAUAUUGAGCCAGGUGAGGAUAUCACGGACAAGGCCGAGUGGGGCGAUGGCGAAAAGUUCAACCUGCACCUGUCUGUGUCUGAUACAGGACCAGGGCUCACCGACGAAGAGCGCAACAUGCUGUUUCAGCGAUUCCGCCAGACCUCACCCCGAACUCACGUUGAAUACGGCGGCUCGGGUCUGGGCUUGUUCAUCUCGCGCAUGCUCACGGAGCUCCAGGGCGGACAGAUUGGCGUGCUCUCGCAAAAGGGCGCAGGCAGCACCUUUGCCUUUUACAUCAAGAGCCGGAAGUGCAUGGAGGAGCCCCAGCCGCCGCCACCACCCACUACAUGUGCCUCUCAUGACAUGCUGGUCAGUCCGCCAACGGCGGCGGCGGCGGCGGACUCACCAAUGCUCCCGAUUCUGCCCGUCAUCGACCCGGCUACCGUCGACGUACUUGUAGUAGAGGAUAACGAGGUCAACCAGAAGGUCCUCGGCCGCCUGCUCAAGAGGUACGGCUUCAAGGCGCAUCUAGCCAACCACGGCGGUGAGGCCAUAGAGAAGUUGCAGAGGUCGAGGCACUGGAACCACCAAGCUGCUGCGGCAGAGGGCAUCGACCCACCACCACCAGUCGUGCUGCGCGAGGGCGAGGAGGAGGAUAUAAUCAAUGUGUCUAUCAUUCUGAUGGACCUGGAGAUGCCCGUCAUGGACGGCAUGACUUGCGCCCGGAGAAUCAGGGAGCUGGAGAGCCGGGGUAUCAUCAUGGCACGAAUUCCGAUCAUUGCUGUUACGGCAUAUGUGAGGCCUGAGCAGAUCGGGGAAGCCAGAGCCUCUGGGAUGGACGACAUUGUAUCGAAACCAUUUCGUGCACCCGAGCUGACACCCAAAAUCUCCAAAUUGCUCCUGGACCCGCCCACGGGUAACACGCCAGCCGCCUCGCCCAUGUCUCUAGCUUCUCCCACGUCUGAGCGACCGAGUGCAUUUCCAUUUUCCUCUUGA